AUGCGAGAAAAAUUCAAGGAAACAGUAUUAAGAGAAGUGAAGUUACCAGAGGAUGUACGGGAUUGGUGGAGUUAUAAUAGCAAUGUAAUUACAAAAGCUGGAAAAAACGUGCUGAUUGUAACAACAGGAAAGGGACCACCAGAAAAUAAGGAGGCAUGGUGGUGGAAUGAGGAGGUUCAGAAAGUGAUAAAAGUGAAGAAAGAUGCAAAGAGACAAUGGGACUUAACAGGAAGACAGGAGGAUAGGAAAGACUACAGGAGUGCAAGAAAGAUGGCAAAAAGAGCAGUAGCAAAAGCAAAGGCUGAGGCAAUGGAAGAGGUGUAUGAAGAGCUGGAAAGAAGACAGGACGGCAGGCAACUCCUACGAACUGCUAAAGCAAGAGAUAAUACCAACGACAUAACAUCAAUGAGGCAGUUAAAGGAUGACCUUGAGAAAAUCCUGAAUAAGUGGAGGGAAUACUUUGAAAGGCUAUUGAAUGAGGAAAAUAUACGAGAGAACUGGUACGCGGCCCGGGGUCGUGUUGGGAGUUCCUGGAGUCCUGAGUUCGUCGCUGUGAUGGUCCGUUGGGCACUGGCGACAUGGCUGGGGGAGAGCACGUUGAAGUAUCAGUUCGGCGGGGCCGCGCAGAGCUGGGAGAUGCUCGUUAGCAACAGGCGGGCAGUUGCGGCCUGA
Schistocerca serialis cubense is the source of this 672-nucleotide messenger RNA. RefSeq lists its product as uncharacterized. NCBI's taxonomy places the organism in Eukaryota, Metazoa, Arthropoda, Insecta, Orthoptera, Acrididae. The record is from RefSeq and is a predicted model, not a curated record. Bases 1 to 672 code for a protein of 223 amino acids. The transcript is spliced from 2 exons.